AUGAAGGCGCCCGAGAGCCCCGACCGCCUCUCGUGGUCGUCGGGCAUGCCCAGCAUCACCAACUCGCUCACGGCGUGGACGAUGCCAAUCUACGAGAUGGACGACGACUCGACGCUCGGUGAAACCUCGUCCGGCGGCUUUACGCUCCAGACCGAUUCGCCGCGCCAAAGCCGGUCGCGCCGCUGGCUCGCUACAUGCCUAAUUGUCUGGCUCGCCGUGUGUGGCGGCGCCUCCAUCGCGCUCGUCCUCACGCUGCAGCACACGUCCACCGCGCCCCUGCCAACCACCACCAUUAACAGUACGACGACGACGACCAUUCUUCUCGUUCGAAACCAAUGCCAAUCCGGCAUCGACAUCUACUACAGCCUGGACGCAAGCGAAGACCAUGUCGUGGUCACCACCAACACCUCCAUCCCAAUCUCUACCAAAGGCCUGGCCAGCAUCUCGGUGCGUCUCGGCGCAUCGACGAAUGCUACACGGUUUGCGUGGCUACGCCGUGAGGCGCAGCUCGCGAGCUACAGCAUCACAACAACCGACGGGUUCAAUACGGCCAUGGCCAGUCAACUGCAAGCGGAAGGAUCCGAGCUCUAUAUGCGCGACGCAAUGCUACGCGUUGGCCUCUUCUGUGGCAUCUUUACGCUGCAAUGCUGCAUCACGGUGCUCGGCAGCGUGACCCGCGAUACGAUCUUCCUGCGCAUCUACGACUCGCGCUACAUCUCGCACAUGACAGUCCUCAUGUCGUUUGCGUCCGCGUAUGCCAUGACGGCGGCCGCGCGCCUCCUCCAACGCGGCGUGCGCCCGACGGUUCUCGCGUGCGGCUUUCCAUGCCUCUCGUCACUGAUUAUGGUCGGGCUUUGGCUACUUUUGACGCAGCUUCCGCAGCUGCUGUACCUCUCGAGCAUCGCGCUCUACGUCUGGAUUGAGAUUGCGAUCCAGCUUCUCUCGCAGCAGUUUUGGGACCUCUGUGCCGCCGCGUUCACGGUCGCCGAGUCCAAGCAGUACUUUGGCGCUAUCACAUUUGGCUCAACGCUCGGCACGAUCUUUGCCAGUUUUGCAAUCAUCCCGCUUCUCAAGGCAUAUGCGAUUCCGACCGAAGGCAACGUGCUCGUCGUCGCACUGCUUAUGGGCGUCCUCGGCGCCUUUAUGUGCUUCGUCACACCCCUCUUUGGCCUCUCGCCGCGAGUCAAAGCCAGCGAUGGCGCUUCGAAAGCGGCGUCGACGUCGUCGAUCGUGUCGGACAUUCAGAAUCGGUCGUACCUCAAGCACGUGUGCUUCUUUGACAUGGGCGCGACCUUGAUUCGCGUUCUCGUCGACUACCGGACGCUCUCGAUCCUAAGCACGCACUCGGAAGAGACGCUCAAGUACUCGCUUGGCGCGAUCAACGGUGUCCAGAGCUUCUUUAUGAUCCCGCUCCAGCUGGUGUCGGGGCCGCUCUUUUCGUACUUUGGCGUCAUGUACGGCAUCUCGACGCUACCGUUGGCGAUUAUUCUCUAUGGCGCGUCGACGUACUUGUCGUCGUCGCACUUGCUUUUGAUUGGCACACGCGCGCUCUACAACAGCGUGUCGCAUGCGAUCUUCAACCCGGCGCGGGAGCUGCUCUGGCUGCCGCUCAACGCGACCGACCGGACCAAAUUCAAAAGCUUUGUCGUCGGCCCGUUCCGGUCGAUUGCUCGUGUGCUCGGUGCGCUCAUUUCGAUCGUGCUCACGUCCGACACGAUGCAGCGCUACUGCGGCCCUCGCUCGGUCAGUGUGGUCAUGGUGCUCUUUGGCGUCGCGUGGUUCUUUGAUGCACUCGCCGCGCGGCAGUCGUAUGCGACCGAGUUUUACGCAUCGCUCAAGAAAGGUCACAUGGACCUGACGUCGCCCAUCAUUGACUUUACCACUGACCAAGUCGAGCUCGUCCAAGAGACGCUUCGGAGCGGCGCGUCCAACCAAGUGGCUUUUGUGCUCAGCUUUCUGCAGCCGUCGCACGUUCCGCUCUUCCGCAGCGAGCUACGGGCUGUGUUUACGAUGCCGGACGCGUCGUUUCACACGCAAAUGCGCCUCAUCGAGCUCCACGUGGCCAGCGCAGAGACUUCUAAUGACGAGUCCAAGCGGAUUUUCACUGUGGAGGACCUCCUCGCUGUCUAUGACGAUUGCGCCAAGCCGCAGGAGCUCCGCCUCGCGUGCCUUUUGGCGUGCGGCCACGAGCGCGGCGCAUCGACGGACGCCCUUGCCGAUGCACUGCACAACGCCAGCGACGUUUCAAUGGUCGUCGGUGCGGCGAUCGCGCUGCUCCGGCGGACGCAGUGGAUGGACGAGAAGGCGACGGUCGUGCUCCAAAAGCUGCUGCAUGAGCCCCGUGACAUUGAGGCAAAGGUCGUGUGCCUCCGCAUCGUGGGCAAGGAGCUCCCGGAGCUCCUCGGCAACGGGUAUCUCGUGUACCUUCUCCACGAAACCCAAGCGCCGUCGAUCGUUCGCGCGGCGCUGCAGUGCUGUCGGCAGUCGAAGCGAACGUCGCCGAUGCUGUUGCCCGCGCUUCUCAAAUGGCUGCCCGACGCAACGCUGCGCACCGACGUCAUUGACGCCCUCCAAGCAUUCCCGCCCUCGGUGCUCUGGGAGUACGUGGUCAACUUUCUCGACAAGGCUGUCGCUGACGUCGCCCUCGAGCGCAUCAUUGGCGGGCUCCGGCUCGUGGAAGCUGCGGCGUUUCCGUCGGACGCCAAGCUCGACCUCGUCCUCAACAUGAUGGACUCGCUUCUCGCCAAGUCGAGCACGCCGUCCGAGCUCCAGCUGAGCCAGCUCUUUGGUCUGAGCCAGGUCGAGCUGCCGCUCUGGGAAGCCCUUGCGGACGCGGUGCUGCGGAUCGUCGACCACCUCCGGGAGGACGACAGCACCGACGUCCGCGUCUUGGUCAAGCGCAUGGACCACAUUGUGUCCACCCACGUGUUUCGCGGGUAUCAGAUGCAGCACCUGCGCCUUCUCUUCGAAGACCCGCACCACCACACACUGCUGUCGCAUGUCGUGGAAGACACGCUGGACGUGCUGCUCCGCAUGGUGCUCAAGCUCGCCUCGGUGCGGUUCCCAAAAGGCUUCAACAUCCACGUCCUCCUCGAGGGCCUCCACGCCGACGUGCCCGAAGUGCUCUCGGCCGUCCAGGAAGUCCUCGAGACGCUUUUACCAUCAAGUGCCAAGCAUACGCUCUUGCCGCUGCUGUUUCCGCACGCCCCCAAGGCCCCGAUGGCGCUGCAGCUGCUCAAGGACGUCAAGAAGAUCCAAAGCACGCUGCGCAACGACAGUUUGAUGCGAACGAUGCAGGACGACAGCAUUGCGCUCGAGCUCUCAUGCCUCGCGCUCGAGUACUACCUCCACGCAACAUCCUGCCACGACCACGACCACAGCGCCGAGACGGCGCGAGUGCUCACGGAAGCCCAAGCCGACCGUCUCUUGGCGCAUAGCAUCACCAAAGACUUGGUGUGCCGCGCGUUCCAAGACCCGCAGUGCCGGCGCGCCAAGGCUUUAGAACACCUCUUUCAACGAGCUACGAUGGACGCGGACCUCGCACCACUGGCCUUUACGACCUUUGACGUGGUCAUGAGCCUGCGCGCGUGUGCACUCUUCCGAUCGAUCGCGGUGCUGGAGCUCGUGCAGAAGAUCGCGUGUCACUUUGAACCGCGUCGCGUUGUCGCCAGCACAACCUUUGUCGAGGAAGGCGACAUCGCGUCCCAAAUGUACGUUUUGGCCAAGGGAUCGGUCGAGCUCCAUCAAGCCAACGGCAACGUCCUCACGACACUUCAUGACGGCGCGUGCGUCGGCGAGCUCGCACUGCUGACGAGCAAAGGCAAGCACUUGGCGUCCGCGACCGCGACGACCGACGUGGUCGUGCUCGAGAUCUCGCGCGCCAAUCUGCACGCGCUCAUCCACGACAACACGGGCAUCGCACGCGGCGUUCUGGACGCGCUGGCGUCGACCUUGCGCUGGACGUACCUCCAGCUCGAGUCGACCGAAGAGACGAGUCGACUGAAGCGCCUAGUCUUUGCGUCGCAAGUGUCGGUGGCCGCCAACGUUGAUCGCGCGGCGAGCAAUUUGCUCGCCAAGAUUGGCCGCGCCCGGUCGCAGUCGGCGCACCUCCCGCCGCGAUCCAAGCCGCACGCGCACCUGCUCGAGUACUCGAGUCUCAACUUGAGUGCCAAGCAUUUCACGGCGACGCCGCGUGCGCAGGACGAGGUCACGUACUCGCACUUGGAAAAGUGCCUGCAUCUCAAGGCGUCCAACCUCUUGAAGGACGUCGACGACGACCUCAUUUCGACGGUCGCACAGAUGGCACAAGUCGUAGUGCUCCAGCCGCGCGACGUGCUGUUCGCCGAGGGGUCGCCGGCCAACAGCAUUUACGCGGUCGUCGACGGCACGAUUGUGCUUGCGAUGACCAAGGACGAAAAGACAACCGCGCUCACGCAUUGCGGCGCUGGCAUUUGCUUUGGCGAACUCUCGUUCAUCAAGGGCUCGACGCAUAUCAUGUCGGCCACCGCAGCGAUGACGACGACGCAGGCGCGUGUGAUUGUGCUCCAGAUCCCGACGUGGGAGCUUGUCGAGCUCGCCGAGAAGCACAACAAGCUCAUGCACCUCGUCAUGACGUGGAUGUCGCGAAAGAUUACGAUCAAGAUGAAGAAUGACGCGCUGUCGGCCAUGACCGAGUACACGCACCUGCCCCUGCGGACGCUGCCGAGCUCGCCGAUUGGCAGUCCGCGCGGCAGUCCACGCAAGAAGAUGCAGUGGGACGACGACGACGACGGUAUGGCGGACGGCACGACGGGCCUGCGUCUGCGCCAAAAUACAUUGUAA
Molecule: messenger RNA, 4821 nt
Organism: Saprolegnia diclina VS20
Lineage: Eukaryota; Oomycota; Saprolegniomycetes; Saprolegniales; Saprolegniaceae
Exons: 20
Coding region: 1-4821 (1606 amino acids)
Cellular component (GO): cytosol
Molecular function (GO): DNA-binding transcription factor activity
Source: RefSeq, a predicted model, not a curated record